UAUGCACACUCUUAUCAUUAGUGCACAAUUGUGAUAUUUUAUGGUAAAAAAUUAUAAUAUUUGCUUAUGUAAACGUCUUAUCAAUGUUAAUGUUUUUAGAGCAGUGUACAUUUCUACUUCUUUAAGUGAAACUCUUUAAAUAAAGAAUAGUAAGGUAUAAACUUACAAGUCAACACAACUGAGUGAACAUGGAAACAGACAUAACACAUAGAAGAAACUGUAUUAACUUUACGAUUAAUGGAAUACCACAUACCGUAUCAGGAUGUAUACCAAGUGACACGUCCCUGAACGUCUACAUCCGCGAUUAUGCGAAACUUCGCGGAACAAAAGCAAUGUGCCACGAGGGUGGCUGCGGAGCCUGCAUUGUCGCUACGGAAAUCAAGGGCGAGACAAUGGCCGUGAAUUCCUGUCUCGUACCGAUAUUGAUCUGCGAUGGAUGGGCUAUUUACACGAUCGAAAGCUUAGGUAACGGACGAGAUGGUUAUCAUACGAUUCAAGCUACGCUUGCUAAUAAAAAUGGCUCGCAAUGCGGAUAUUGCUCUCCCGGCAUGGUAAUGAAUUUAUACAGUCUCAUACAUGACCAAAAAUUGUCCAUGCAGCAAAUUGAAAAUUCGUUCGGUGGCAAUAUUUGUCGAUGUACUGGUUAUCGUCCAAUUUUGGAUGCGUUUAAGGGAUUUGCUAGCGAUGCAUCUCCAUCAGCGAUGAAAAGCAUUCAUGAUAUCGAGGAGUUUUACAAGAUCCAAACUUGCCCGAAAUACCAAACACAGUGUACAAAUAGUUGCUCCGCUAAACAACUUGUCCGUGGAAACGAAAUGUUGGACAUAAAGUUGGUGGACGCGGAAUUCUACAAAGUUUACUCAAUCGAGGAUCUAUUCGCGAUAUUUCAACGAAAACCAGACGCUACGUAUAUUCUAAAUGGCGGAAAUACUGCGCAUGGUGUUUAUCGUUCGAGCAAGAAAGAUCUCUACAUUGAUAUAAACGACAUCUCAGAAUUACGUCGCGUCGAAAAAACCAAUCAAUACUUAGUCCUAGGCGGAAAUACAUCCCUUACAAAGGCGUUACAAACCUUUCAGAAAUAUUCAACCGAAUCAGGAUUUAAAUAUCUACGUCAUUUGGCCCACCACGUAGACCUGAUCGCACACAUACCCGUGCGAAACAUCGGCAGCAUUGCCGGCAAUCUGAUGAUCAAGCACGAGCACAACGAAUUCCCAUCCGAUGUGUUUUUAAUAUUAGAGACGGCCGGUACUGAAGUGCAUAUUCUCGAAAAACCCGGCAACAAGCACAGCGUGAACCUAUUGGAAUUCUUGAAACUCGACAUGUACCACAAAAUCAUCUACAGCGUUGUUUUACCACCGCUAUCCGACGGGUACGAAUACAGAUCCUAUAAGAUCAUGCCUAGGGCUCAGAACGCUCAUGCUCAUGUCAACGCCGGCUUCCUCUUCAAGCUCAGUCCUAAAGGAACGGUGCUGAAGAGGCCUAACAUCAUCUACGGAGGCAUCAACAAGAAUUUCUUGCACGCGACGAUCACAGAGCUAAUGUUAAUCGGUAAAUCAAUCCUAGACAAUCAGGUGCUGAAGAUUGCUUUGAAGAUGUUGCACGAUGAAUUGCAGCCUGACCAUGUAUUGCCGGACUAUUCGCCGGAAUUUCGCAGAACUCUCGCCAUAGGAUUAUUUUAUAAAUUUGUGUUGAGUCUCAAGCCAGAGAACGUUAAUCCCAGACUUCGUAGCGGAGGUUCCUUGUUAGAACGAGGUCUCUCUUCAGGUACGCAGGACUACGAUACGGACAAGAACGAGUGGCCGGUGAAUAAGCCCGUACCGAAGUUGGAUGCAAUUAAACAAACAUCGGGCGAAUCUCAAUAUUGCAAUGAUCUGCCUCCAUAUCCUAGGGAAGUGUUUUGCGCUUUCGUUCUCACUAAAAUCGGUAACGGCAAGAUUGACAGUAUAGACGCGAGUAAGGCACUUUCUAGAAAGGGUGUAGUGGCAUUCUUCAGCGCCAAGGACAUACCCGGAAAGAAUUUGUGCAUUUCGGCCGCCAGCAAAUUGCUGAAUUUGACAAAUGACGAAUUGCUGUUCGCCGAGAAUAAUGUUCUCUACGCCGGACAGCCGGUCGGCGUGAUCGUCGCGGAGACGUACAAUUUAGCGAACGAGGCCGCGGAAUUAGUGAAAAUUAACUACAGCGAGAUCCUGCGGAAAAAACCGGUGAUAAAUAUUGAGGAUGCGUUGGCCACUCAGGACGAUACCAGAUUUUUUGAAAGCGAGAACGUUCCCGCAAAAACGAGAGGACAAAAUACUAAACAAGUGAUAAAGGGCGUCUUUCAAUGCGGCAGUCAGUAUCACUACACCAUGGAGACUCAGUCCUGCAUAUGCGUUCCCGUGGAGGAUGGUAUAGACGUCUAUCCGUCGACGCAGUGGAUGGAUCUCAUUCAAGUAUCGAUCGCAAAUUGCCUCAAUAUUGAGAAUAAUAGCGUUAAUGUUUAUGUGAGACGACUUGGUGGUGCAUACGGAGCAAAAGUGAAUCGUAAUGUGCAAAUUGCGUGUGCCUGCGCGCUGGUAUGUUACAAACUGAAUCGUCCUGUGCGAUUUGUCAUGACGAUAGAGAGCAACAUGCAAUCGCAAGGCAAGCGGUAUUCUACAUAUCAAGAAUAUGAAAUUGGGGUAGACGACAAUGGAGUUAUUCAGUAUCUUGACUCGAAACACUGGGGUAAUAGCGGCUCCAAUUUCAAUGAUCCCGAAGCUAAAUUAACAGUUCCCAUUAUGCAAAAAGGAUGUUAUACGACCGAUAGCUGGACGUUCAUCGGAGUCGAGGUGCUAACUGACAUACCCUCAAACACGUAUUGUCGGGCGCCAGGCGCUGCAGAAGCCAUAGCCAUGCUUGAGAACAUAAUGGAACACAUAGCAAAAAUAACGAAAAAAGAUCCCGUACAGGUCAGAUUGGCAAAUAUGAACGACGAGGAUAAAGCCGUAUUAGAACCUAUGAUAAAGGAUUUAUCGAAAUCGGCCGAUUAUGAAAUGCGAAAGCGGGCGGUUGAGACGUUCAACAAUCAGAAUCGUUGGAAGAAAAAGGGAAUCGCUUUAGUGACGAUGAAAUAUUUUCUCCAUUUUUAUGGACAGUUCUACGCCAUGGUAUCGGUCUGCGCACGCGACGGUACGGUUUGCGUAACGCACGGUGGAAUAGAGUGCGGCCAGGGUAUAAAUACAAAAGUCGCUCAAGUAGCUGCUUAUACGUUGAAAAUUGAUCUAAAAUUAAUCUCUGUUAAACCAAGCAAUAAUAUAAUAACACCUAACAAUAUAUUCACUGCAGGCAGUACUGCUAGUGACUGCUGUACAUACGCAACUAUCCAAGCUUGCAAAGAGAUUCUGAAGAGACUCGAGCCAGUAAGGAAGAAAAUGAAUAACCCGAGUUGGAAGGAUCUUGUUUUCACGGCGUAUCAACAGGACGUUGAUUUAUGCGCGCGUCAUAUGUAUGCAACCACACUGGACGAUACGAUCAGACCUUACAGCGUUUACGGCGUUACCAUCGCUGAAGUGGAGAUCGAUGUGUUGACUGGCCAGCACAUUAUUAGAAGAGUCGAUUUGAUGGAAGACGCUGGACAAAGUUUGAGUCCGGAAAUUGAUGUUGGUCAGGUGGAGGGAGCUUUCGUGAUGGGAAUAGGAUUCUGGACUUCUGAGGAUCUGAUAUACGAUUCUAAAACAGGAAUAUUAACAAAUGAUAGAACAUGGAAUUAUAAACCGCCUGGAGCGAGAGAUAUUCCCGAGGAUUUCCGCGUAUCAUUGCGUAAGAACAUAAUCAACCCGUUUGGUGUUCUUCGCUCAAAAGCAACCGGCGAACCGUCACUUUGUAUGAGUUGUGUAAUUCCUAUCGCAAUACGCAACGCGUUAAACUCCGCUAGGGCGGAAGCAGGGAAUACAGAUGAGUGGUAUCGAUUAGAUGGACCGUGUACUACUGAACGUAUACUUCUAAACAGUCUAACUUCCAAGGAUAAUAUGGUACUUUGAAUGUGAAAAUAUAAAUUGUUCGUGAAUUUAAAGAACACGCUCACAAUUGCUUAAUAAUAUCAAUCUGUAAAGUAACAUAAAACAACAUAAAUAUUUUUAAUUAA
Monomorium pharaonis (pharaoh ant) is the source of this 4099-nucleotide messenger RNA. Its product is annotated as xanthine dehydrogenase. NCBI's taxonomy places the organism in Eukaryota, Metazoa, Arthropoda, Insecta, Hymenoptera, Formicidae. The coding region runs from base 189 to 3995 and encodes 1268 amino acids. Gene Ontology annotation, molecular function: iron ion binding; oxidoreductase activity; 2 iron, 2 sulfur cluster binding. The record is from RefSeq and is a predicted model, not a curated record. The transcript is spliced from 18 exons.